This is a messenger RNA of Penicillium atrosanguineum, 1068 nucleotides long. RefSeq names its product asparaginase. The coding region runs from base 1 to 1068 and encodes 355 amino acids. The transcript has a single exon. NCBI's taxonomy places the organism in Eukaryota, Fungi, Ascomycota, Eurotiomycetes, Eurotiales, Aspergillaceae. The record is from RefSeq and is a predicted model, not a curated record.
AUGCGAACCGUCAUCUCCACCGACUACGUAGUCACAGACCGAGCGGGUGUCAUUGAGAAUCGACACGCCUUGCACGCCGCCAUCGUCGAUGGCAAUGGUCGUCUCUUAUACAGCGUCGGUGACCCAUCGCGAGUCACACUAGCCCGAUCUGCCACCAAGCCUGCACAAGCAUUGGCUAUUAUUGAAACAGGCGCACUAGAGAAAUUCAAUCUCGACGAUGCAGACCUCGCCUUGAUCUGUGCAUCUCACAGCAGUGAAGAGCGACAUAUUUUGCGGGCGCGAAACAUUCUCGAUAAAGUUGGCGCUCAUGAGGAAGAUCUCCGGUGUGGAGGACAUGCUCCUGUCUCUAGAGAAGUGAACCGCGCUUGGAUCAAAGCGGAUUUCACCCCGAGUGCGAUCUGCAGUAAUUGUUCCGGCAAGCAUGCUGGCAUGAUUGCUGGAACGAAGGCUCUCGGUGCUGAUGUGCAGACUUAUCAUUUGCCCACGAAUUUGAUGCAAUGUAAAGUAAGAGAGGCCGUGGAUCAGGUAUGCCGCCUUGGUGAGGGCGAAUCGAUGUGGGGACUUGAUGGGUGCAAUCUUCCUACGCCAGCGUUUCCAUUGCAUCGUCUGGCUUGCAUGUACGCUGUUUUUGCUGCCGGGGCAAGCGGGGACAGUACUGAUUCCAAAGACUCAACGACACGCUCAUUGAGCCGAAUCUUCAACGCCAUGUCUCGUUAUCCAGAGCUGGUCGCUGGUGACGAGAGAUUUUGCACAAUCCUGAUGACAGCGUUUGAAGGACUUCUCAUUGGCAAGCUUGGCGCCGAUGGCUGCUAUGGUAUUGGAGUUAAAGAAUCAGAACAGACCAAGAAGCUUGGAUCAAAUGGCGCGCUUGGUAUUGCUGUGAAGGUUGAGGAUGGAAAUAUCGACAUUCUGUAUUUGGCGGUGGCGGAGAUCUUGGAGCAGCUCGGGAUCGGAGAGCCACGAAUGAGACAGUCUCUUGCUCAGUUCCACACCCAUGAGAUCAAGAACACUGUGGGUAUUGUUACAGGACAUGUCUCGCCUCAGUUCAAGCUGCGGCCUGCGUCAUGA